Pogonomyrmex barbatus (red harvester ant) is the source of this 4607-nucleotide messenger RNA. RefSeq names its product clathrin interactor lqfR (gene lqfR). Gene Ontology annotation, biological process: endocytosis; 'de novo' cotranslational protein folding. NCBI's taxonomy places the organism in Eukaryota, Metazoa, Arthropoda, Insecta, Hymenoptera, Formicidae. The record is from RefSeq and is a predicted model, not a curated record. Gene Ontology annotation, molecular function: clathrin binding; phospholipid binding; Hsp90 protein binding. Gene Ontology annotation, cellular component: cytosol; plasma membrane; endosome.
CUUUCAUUUCUCUUAGUAUAUGUAUAUGUUCUGUGACAGGACAACGGGAGACACCUGUGCCGCGGUGAGGUGCACGUAAACGUGGAAGGGAUAACAUGGCUACCGCCUGGUGACGUUCCGCUCGGCCGUCGUGGAUAUCAGAUGCUCCGAAAAACAUCUGGCGAACGUUCUGCGACGUGCUGCCGAUAGCAAAUCUGCCGAAAGGAUAUCGCACGUCGUGAGUGAGAAUUGUACACGAGAGAGGCAGCGUACAGUGACAACGCAGCAACAUGAUGAACAUGUGGAAAGUACGAGAGCUGAUGGACAAGGCGACCAACGUCGUGAUGAAUUAUACGGAAACAGAGGCUAAAGUUCGAGAGGCAACCAAUGACGAUGCAUGGGGUCCCACAGGUGCAAUGAUGCAAGAACUGGCUCAAGCUACAUUCACAUAUGAGCAAUUUCCAGAGGUAAUGUCCAUGCUCUGGAAAAGGAUGUUGCAAGAGAAUAAACGAAAUUGGCGACGAACGUACAAGUCACUGCUUCUUCUUAAUUACUUAGUUCGUAAUGGCUCAGAACGGGUCGUCACGUCGUCACGCGAGCACAUUUAUGACCUCAGGUCUUUAGAAAAUUAUACCUAUAUCGACGAAUUUGGGAAAGAUCAAGGAAUAAACAUUAGACAUAAGGUUAGAGAAUUAAUUGAUUUUAUCCAAGACGAUGAUAAACUUAGAGAAGAAAGAAAGAAAGCUAAGAAAAAUAAAGAUAAGUACGUCGGCUUAUCGAGCGAAGCGAUGGGUAUGAGAUUUGGAGGUGGUGAUAGGUGGAUGGAUAGUCCCAAGUGGAAUAAGUCUAGCGUAGAAACAUAUAAUGAUUGGGACAGUCGUGGGAAAGGAUUUGAGGACGCAAAUAACAGCGAUGAUGGUGAAAGAGAAGAUUCAGACAAUGAUACUAGCCCGAAAAAAGGCGGAAGGGAAUAUAGAGAUACAUUAGACAAUAUAAAUCAAAUUGGUAAAUCUACUCAAAUAUCUUCUGCAAAUGCUUCCCCAGCACGAACGAGAAUUAUUAAAAAAGUAGAUCUUGGAGCAGCGGCAAAUUAUGGAAAAGAGCAAUCUAAUAAUAAUACACCAGUACAGCAGAAUAAUAGUCAGUCAUCACCGACGAAUCAACAAAAGACCAAAAACGAUAUAUUAAACGAUAUUUUCGAAUCGCAAAGUGAUAAUAGUAAACUAGAUGAUGAUGAUUUUAAUCCACGUGCAAACAUUCAGUCAUUCGCUCAAUCACAAAAUACAAACAUAGAUUUUGGCGAUUUUACUAGCGCGUUCAAUAACCCUGCAGCAGCUAAGAUGAAAGAGAGCAACGAUGAGUUUGCCGAUUUCACAUCCGCUUUUAAUAAUGUCACUAUAUCUAAUUCCCCAAAUCAGCCGCAAUCACAAAUCAAUCUGAUGAGUACAGCAAUAUCAACCAUGAAUAAUCCAAUAACAAAUAAUAUGACGAAUAGUAAUGCAAUGUACGCUAAUACGAUGCAAACAACAGGCACAACAGCAUUUGCUGGAUCUAUUGCUAUUCAAAAGACAUCUAACGAUUUAUUUGAUUCUUUAACACCACAAAGUCUCAAUAAUCAAAUUACAAAUAACAAUACAGUAACUUCAAACACGGACCUCUUAUCAGAUUUGGAUAGUUUGAAUACUCCAGCCAUGAGGUUAGCUGAUAAUCGAAUAAAUAGUCCUAACAAUUCGAACAUUUUUAUGGGAAAGAAUAAUACACCUACUAAUGUCAUCAAUUACACAGCCUGUAAAAACGAAGAGAGCAUCGCGUCAAUUGAGAAUCUCUCCAAUAAUAGUGCCAAUCAAUUAUUGGAAGUAUUGUGUACCAUGUACGAUAUUAAAAGUUGCACCGAUUUGAAAAGAAUGAGAUCAUGCAUUUCAAAUUACAUCAGAUUUUUACCAGGACCUGUGACUCUUCAGAAAUAUAGUGGUCUUGAUUUCGAUGCAAAAGUAGAUGCCAUACUGUACGGAAGAAUUUUAGAAGAAAUAAUUGAUAAAUUUAAUCGUGAUUGGCCACUAAACGAAAAUGGCCUGGAUUCCUUGAUUGAGAAAUUGAUAAUCGUUGAUGGUGCAACUGUCUUCAUAUUGUCGGAAGCUUUGAGAACCUUGACUAUCGCAUUAAAUGAAUCCAAAGAUGAGAAGAAAACUCGUGUUAUUUCAAUGUUAUUAGAGAAUCUGCUAAAGAGCGAGGCAAUAUUUUCAGGAAUAUUGGACGCAUGUAAAGAUGAAGUACGAUCUUACAUACAGGAAGAAGAACUCGAUCAGACUUGGCGAGCUACAACACAAAUUUUGAUCUCCCUGCCCAGUCGUAUAUCAAAUAAAUUGCAAUUCAACAUACCUAACUCUUAUACGCCACAAGUAUAUAUAAAAAUACUCUGUUUUCAUAUAUCUUGCGCCAUAUCGUUUAUCAACGAGUUAUGCAAAUAUGAUAUUAAAUCAAAAACAACUGCACUCUCGUUUUUAAUUAGCAAAAUUGUAAUUAACUUGAAGCCAAUCGAUUUUACGUACUUCGCCGAUAUUUUAGAAGAGUACUGUCUCGAAAAUAAAAAGAACGAGCGACAUUUAGUUGAGAAUAUAUUUCGCGAAUUGAAUUCUGCCGCCAUUGAAUACAUAGCUGUAUUGUUUCUUAAACACUGCAAUCCAAAACUCGGUAUGCAUCCCAUCUUCGGAAAUUUAUUAGUAGAACCAAAUUGGAAGUAUGUUUUAACAAGCAAAAUUCCUUUAAUGCGUUAUUAUGAGGAUGAAAAACUGAUUAUAAACUUGACUUCCUACCUGUCAUGUUUUUUGAACGAAAAUAAUGUUUUAUCAGAAUUAUUAGUCAAACUUUUGGAAAUUUGGAGGGAUAAGAGUAUUUUGAAUCACACAUCUAUGGAACAACUCAAAUAUAUUACAAAACUAAUUAUUCUCUCUGUAAAAGCUUGUAAAACUACUUUAAAUCAUACUGAAAGAGAUGAAUGCCAAAAACUAUUACUUUCCGGAGUAUCUAUUCAUCUCGAAUGUACAAAUAUAACUUUAAGAGCAAUGGGUAUGAUGGUCGCCGAAAUUUGCAUAAAUUCUUUAUCUGAUAUUGAUAACGCACCGAAAUUAAAAUUUGAAUAUGAGAACAUGCCUGUGCAUGUAUUAAAAUUACUUCAAUCUUUAAAAAAUCUAAAUUCACUUGAAGCGACUAUAAAUUUAAAAGAACAAUAUGAGCGAAACGGUGACUUGAUAAUUGGAAAUAUUGUUUUCGAUUCUUUGAGUAGCAGAAAGAUUUAUGAAUUGGGUAUUGAUUGCAAUAUCUUACCCAAUGUCGUAAAUCUGUCAAAUGAAAAAACUGAAAAAAAUACAUAUCCGCCAAAAAAUAAUGUGAUAAGAGAUAAUCAAACAAAAAAGAACGAAGCAAAAGAGCAAGUGAAACAAAAUAGCGACGAAGAUUCAGAUAUGGAUAGCGAUGAUGAUUUGAUUCCUUACGAUAUGAAUGACGACAAACCAUACGGUAAGGUAUAUCCAAUGUAUCUACGGGAUUUACGCGACAACUUAACGGAUGAACAAAUGUUUUCCAAUCCCGAAAUUUUCUCUGAAUCCUUGUUAGUUUGUGAAGAGUUAAUAUUAACACAAUUGCCGGACGAUGAUGUAUCUUUUGCAAUAGAACUCUUGCAGCUUUUCGUUACAUUGAAGCAACAUUCUUAUGUGGAGAACUUUGAACUCAUAGUUUUCAAAUGUUGUGUAGCGAUUGUAACUGUGCAUCCGAAAGAAUGUGCCGAGUUUCUUUGCAAAGAAUUCUACGAGGAUGAAAAAUAUUCACUGAAUCAUCGAUUAUUGUUCUUGAAUAUAUUAGCCGAGUCUGCCAAACAGUUAUCAAAAAUCGAUAUUAAUGAUGCAGAUAACAUCGAUGUUACCGUAAAUACGGCGAUUAAAGAGAAGUUCCGAGUUCCGAGUUGUAUAUCACUUUUUAUCAAUACGGAAGAAAAUAGAAAACAGCAAGUAUGGUGUAAUGAAGACUUUGAUAUCGGUCUAGAAUCGUCAGAGACUCAAUUUAUAAAACAAAGAAUUGUCGACAAAAGAAUUGCAUCGCAUACGAGACGAUUUGCAAAUAAUUCUAAAUCUCCCAAGUUACAUAUUAAUCACUUUGGAAAUGUAGCAUCUUCAUUUUUUUAUCCGCUUUUGCAUGGCUUUGGCCGUCAAGAUACUUAUAAACUUAAAGACUUAAAGAUUUAUAUAGAUCAGGAAAAUAUUUUAUUGUUACGUUUCCUGAAAACAUUAUCUACUAUAAUGUUAGCGGCGCAAAAUUGUCCGCUGGCGACAAAAAUGGGUAAAGAAAUAUUGGAGCUUAUGUGGACAAUGAGAAAUCACGACGAAGCGGUAGUGCGAUUAGCCGUUACAGAAAAUAUCGGAUCUGUACUUAUUGCGGUGCCGAAAGAGGCCGUCAUCGAUGAACUGUCCGAACCCUUGAUGGAAAUAAGAGAAUGGCUUUUAUUAUCGCAGAAUGUCGUUAAUGGUGAACAUGAUGCAAAUUGCAGGAUUUUAAACGCAAAAAUUCUGUCCUUCAUCAAUUUCAUUAUAAGCUUUGCAUUUAAUUGUGCAUAGAACAAAAAUAUGCAGUCAAUU